Molecule: messenger RNA, 795 nt
Organism: Fomitopsis serialis
Lineage: Eukaryota; Fungi; Basidiomycota; Agaricomycetes; Polyporales; Fomitopsidaceae
Exons: 3
Source: RefSeq, a predicted model, not a curated record
UCAUUGUACUAGCUACCCUUCAACCAAUAGCAGCUGAGACCCUCUCAUAGUUCCAGCCCCGCUCACACAUCCCGUUCACCCUCACAUUCUCGCCGAUAAUGCGACCUUUCGCGCCGCUCCUAUACUGUCUCUUGGCCUUUCCUUUCCUUACAUACGCAGCUUCUCCACCGGACAAGCUCACACUCCUGGUGCCACCUAGCCAAGUGCAAGUGAACUCAACCGUGUGCUUCGGGUGGGCAGAGCCUGUAGACGAGACGCGAUACUAUGGGUUCAUCGAGGCCGUGAACAUCAGUAUGCUCGCACCGAAUGGGACGAACGUCGGGAGGGUCGGGGUGAACACCGACAACAACACUGGGCUCGGGUCGUGUGGUUCCUACCCUGGCACAGGCUACUCUGGCUGUGCCGUCGCUCCCGACACUGGCACGUACACCGUCGUGUGGAACUUCACGUACACGAUGUCGUCCGACCCGGCGAAGGCAAACAAGUCGUACUGCGGUCCCGCACCGUUCUCGACGCAGACCUUUUUGCUGAACCGGACAUUUGAGGCGAGGGUGAUCCAAGGUGAGGCUACUUCGUUCACGAAUCUGGAAUACAUGACGACUACGACAUUGCCGACGAAGCCUACGGGGGAUUUGAAGGUGGCUGGAGCGUCUGCCGUGCACCUACCGUUGGAUGGGCGCGACAGCUGUCGGGGUUGGGAUGAUGUUGACGAUAUGAACAUUCAAAUGGCUCGGGUCAUGGAUUACAGACUACGAACGAGUAUGCGCUCACGAAAUGCUAUAUGAUAUCCGAGGA